UCAUCUAUCCUCUUACCGCGAUGGCCAUGGAGUGGAAGAUACUUCCCAUUCACUUGUUGCUGCUACUUUCUGUUUUCUUGAUUCAGCAAGUUUCUUCUCAAGAUGUAUCAAGCUGUGCAGGGAGAUGUGGGGAAGGGUAUUCUAGAGAUACCCCCUGCAACUGUGAUUAUAACUGUCAACUCUACAUGGAGUGCUGCCCUGAUUUCAAGAAAUUCUGCACUGUGGAGCUCUCCUGUAAAGGCCGCUGCUCCGAGUCCUUUGAAAGAGGGAGGGAGUGUGACUGUGACAACCAAUGUAAGAAGUAUGGCAAGUGCUGUCCCGAUUACGACGAUUUCUGUGAAGUGCAUAGCCCCACAUCACCACCAUCUUCAAAGGCUGCACCUCCGCCUGCAGGAGCACGUCAACCCAUCAAAUCAACAACCAAACGUUCACCCAAACCAACAGACAAGAAGACGACUAAGAAAGUUAUAGAAUCAGAGGAAAUAACAGAAGAACAUUCUGUUUCUGAAAAUCAAGAGUCUUCUUCCUCUUCUUCUUCUUCCUCUUCAAGUAUUCGGAAAAUCAAGUCUUCCAAAAAUUCAGCUGCUAAUAAAGAAUUAAAGAAGAAACCCAAAGUAAAAGAUAACAAGAAAGAAAAUCCUAAGAAGAAACCUGCCCCGGAACCACCAGUGGUAGAUGAAGCUGGAAGUGGAUUGGACGAAGGUGAUUCCAAGCCCACCCCAACUCCUGACACGCCCACCACUCAAAGCACUAAAGUUACCACAACUUCCAAGGUUACAACAGUGACAACAGUAAGUCCUAAACCCAGCCCGUCACCGAAACCUGAAACAUCCAAAGACACAUCUUCAACAGCAAGUAAAGAGAAAACGGUUGAAACUAAAGAGACUUCUAAAACAACAAAAGAGACUUCAGCUAGUACAUCAGAGAAGACGACUUCAGGUAAAGAGACGCGAAGUGCAGAAAAAACAUCUAAAGAUUUGGAAGCCACAUCAGUUUCUGUUAAAACUACAACCGAAGCUGAAACUACAACCACAUCUCUUACACCCACCACUCCUCAAACGCCUUCUCCCACCACCACCACCAAGGAACCUACAACCACCCCCAAAAAGCCCGAGCCCACCACCCCUAAAAAGCCCGAGCCUACCACCCCCAAAAAGCCCGAGCCCACCACCCCCAAGAAGCCAGCUCCAACUUCUCCUGAGACACCUCCAACCACCUCAGAGGCCUCUACUCCAGCUACCACCAUGGAGCCUCCCACUCCUCCUGAGAACCCUGCUGGAUCAACUCCUGAGUUUCCUGUAGAUCCCACACCAAAGGCUCCUGAAGGGACCAAAUCUGAAACGACCACCACAUUGAAGGAUAAGACAACAGAAAAAGGCACGCACACUACAACUGAAAUUACAACUGCUACUUCUACAAGUACAACAAAAGAGACAGCAACUCCAAAAGAAGACAAGACCACUGAAUCCCAAACAAGUACAACCAAGCAGGUGACAUCUACCACAACCAAGGACACCACAUCAGCCAAAGUUACUCCUAAGGAAACAACUCCUGCACCAGAAGUGACUCCAACAGAAGACAAGACCACUGAGUCCCAAACAAGUACAACCAAGCAGGUGACAUCUACCACAACCAAGGACACCACAUCAGCCAAAGUUACUCCUAAGGAAACAACUCCUGCACCAGAAGUGACUCCAACAGAAGACAAGACCACUGAGUCCCAAACAAGUACAACCAAGCAGGUGACAUCUACCACAACCAAGGACACCACAUCAGCCAAAGUUACUCCUAAGGAAACAACUCCUGCACCAGAAGUGACUCCAACAGAAGACAAGACCACUGAGUCCCAAACAAGUACAACCAAGCAGGUGACAUCUACCACAACCAAGGACACCACAUCAGCCAAAGUUACUCCUAAGGAAACAACUCCUGCACCAGAAGUGACUCCAACAGAAGACAAGACCACUGAGUCCCAAACAAGUACAACCAAGCAGGUGACAUCUACCACAACCAAGGACACCACAUCGGCCAAAGUUACUCCUAAGGAAACAACUCCUGCACCUGAAGUGACGGCUGCAACAAAAAAGACAACUACAACUGAAGAGACUACAAAUACGUCUGAAGACACAGUAACUACAUCCAAAGUGACAACUGCUAAAUCCCCAAAGCCAACCAAAGCACCCCAAAUGCCCACCACCACCAAAAAGCCCAACACAACACCUAAAGUGACAAAACCAAAGCCUACACCAUCUCCCCCAAAGACGACCACAUCAACGGUGCCUACAAUGAACCCUGCCUCUUCAGAGGAAGACUUGCUCCAAACCACCACCAGCUCUAACCAAGCUAGUAACUCAGAAAUGGCUGAAGAACAUCCAAAGAAUGAAGAUGCAAAUGAUGCUGAAGGAGAAAAACCUUAUGUGAUUCUCAGGCCCCCUGUGAUAACUCCUCUAAUUAUCCCAGGAGCUGAUUUCACAGUGAGAGGAUCCGAUCAAGGCAUUGGCGUCAACCCCAUGCUUUCAGAUGAAACCAAUUUAUGCAAUGGUAGAUCAGUUGAUGGACUGACGACCCUGGCCAAUGGGACAUUAGUUGCAUUUCGAGGUCAUUACUUCUGGAUGCUAAAUCCACUCAGUCCACCAUCUCCUCCUCGUAGAAUUACUGAAGUCUGGGGUAUUCCCUCUCCCAUUGAUACUGUUUUUACUAGGUGCAACUGUGACGGAAAAACUUUCUUCUUUAAGGGUUCUCAGUACUGGCGUUUCACCAAUGAUGUAAAAGAUCCUGGGUAUCCCAAACAAAUUGUAAAAGGAUUUGGAGGACUAAAUGGAAAAAUACUGGCAGCUCUUUCAAUACCUAAAUAUAAGGAGAGACCUGAAUCUGUGUAUUUUUUCAAGAGAGGGGGCAGAGUUCAGAAGUAUACUUAUAAACAGGAAUCCAACAGGCAGUGCCCUGGAAGAAGACCUGCUCUGAAUUAUCCGGUGUACGGAGGAACAACACAGGUUAGAAGACUUCGCUUUGAACGGGCUAUUGGAUCUCAAACACACACCAUCAGCAUUCAAUAUUCUCGGCCUGUCAGAGUCCUUUAUCAAGACAAAGGUUUCCUCCACAAUGAAGCCCAAAUAAGUACACUGUGGAGAGGACUUCCCAAUUUGGUUACCUCAGCUAUAUCCCUGCCCAACACCAGAAAACCCGAUGGCUACGAUUACUAUGCUUUUUCUAGGGAUCAAGCCUAUAACUUGAAUGUGCCCAGCAGAACAGCAAGAGCCGUUACUACUCCUUCUGGGAAGACCUUAUCCAAUGUCUGGUACAACUGUCCUUAGACCGGUGGGCAAAGGAACAGACAAGUAAAACAAUGAUAAAAUCUGACACUGAAAUACCUUUUAUUAAUAAAGAAUGUUGAGAUAAGCAUACCAA
Molecule: messenger RNA, 3408 nt
Organism: Myotis brandtii (Brandt's bat)
Lineage: Eukaryota; Metazoa; Chordata; Mammalia; Chiroptera; Vespertilionidae
Gene: PRG4
Product: proteoglycan 4
Exons: 15
Coding region: 21-3314 (1097 amino acids)
Biological process (GO): immune response
Molecular function (GO): polysaccharide binding; scavenger receptor activity
Source: RefSeq, a predicted model, not a curated record